AGCGAAUUUAGAUUAAGCUUUAAUGUGGGUUUUUGUGCGGUUUUAUAUAGUUGGUUUUUCAUACGAACACUAACGAUUGGUCCAGAAAUAAAGCAAAGACCUAAUUAAGUACCAACAGCAUAAAGGUGAAAACUUUAACUAUAUAGCUAAUCGAAAGUUGCGUACAUAUCGCCUUGGAUUUAAUUCGAAAUAGUUGGUGUUUUAAUUGAAUUGAACCGCUUGAACGCGGUCUUUGGCGCCAUGAACAGACGCGGAUAUGGAACAGUAAUAGCUCCUAUGCUGAGCCUCCUCCUCCUCUGGCAGCUCUGCAACUGUCAAGCUGAGCUCAACGACUCGACGUUGCGACUUCAUCAAUAUAGACAUAACAUACUUAAUGGCACAAGUGUCUGGUCCCUGCCGCUGCCUUUGCCUGUGCCUCUCCAGACAGACAAGGACUCAUUAAAGGAUGUCACUGAAGCUGGCAGACAUGGAGCACAUCUGACACACAGCUCCGUCAUCUAUGGCCUGACAGAAGUGGCCAACACGAGCAACGUGAAUGCGGUUUGUCAUGCUCAGUUGAAGCACCUGCAACGGGGAAUCCUCAACAAACAACCUUGGGCAAUGAAAGCUCUUGAUGCAUCUGGCAGCAAAUCGUCGGGCUUUAUCUUUGGUCAAAACUAUUGGCUGGGUAGUCGGGAGGCUUGUCAAAGUGUCCAGCGUCCGGUGGGCAUAACGUUGUCCAAGAACUAUGAGCGUGUGAUGCACUAUGGCCUGAUUACUCAGCCGGCGCCCUUUGACAUGGACUAUCGUGUUGUCUAUCUGCGACACAGCUCACCGUGGCAGGUUGAGAUAAAGCUCAUGUCGGAGCAAGUCCUACACAUUGGCUUAUGCUUGCCCAGCUCUUGCCAGUCCAGGGAGAUCGAGGGAUUGACCAGUGAUUAUGUGACUGGCAGCUUUGCUGACAACGACAUCUUUGAGCUGCAGCCUGAAGUGCUUUACAUGAAGGAUCUCAAACUAAGAGAUGCUUUCUAUGAUCGUCUGAGCUUCAAGCUAGUUGUCGCCUCCGUGUUGGCCACCUGUGCCUUUAUGAUGUGUGCCCAGCAGCUGAGUGUUGGCAAGCAGUUGCCUCCAGAGGGUCAAGAGGAUGACGCUGGACUGGCGCCUGUUGAAUCGGAACUGUGGCGAGUACUGUACUCCCUGCUUAAGUGGCAUCCCCUCCAGAACUUUGUCAGCUGCUACGAUGUGAGUAGCAAUUGGCGAAAGAUGUUUGCCAUGCGGGAGAGCAACUCACGCGAUAUACCUUUGAUCAAUGGACUGCGAUCGGGAUGUGCCAUCUUCAUAUUAAUUUUCCAUGUCUUCUGGUAUAUGUACUUUACGGUGCACAACAAAACAGUGCUUAUAUCCUAUGCGGAGCAGAUCUUCUUUCAGUAUGUUUCAUCCGCUCCAUUGCUGGUGGACGUCUUCUUUACCAUCAGUGGCUUUCUUCAGACCUACAACUUUAUGCGCAAUACUAAGCAAAUGGAUGCAGUGCGUCAAAAUGGUCUUUUGGCCAAUGCCAAGCUGUAUGGCAAGCUGCUAUUCCAUCGCUACUUAAGACUGGGUCCACUUUAUCUAAUUGUAAUGGGCAGCGUGGAUUUGGUAUUCGCUUACAUUGGAGACACUUCGGUUUACCACAUCAACGAGCGCUUCGAUGAACUCUGCACCCAGCAUUGGUGGCGCAACCUGCUCUUCAUACAGAAUCUCUUUGACCAUCGGGAAAUGUGCCUCAACUGGAGCUGGAGCUUGGCCUGUGAUAUGCAGUUCUUUGUGCUGGCCAACGCGAUGCUGUUUCUCUAUGCCAAACGUCCCAAAUUCGCACAGUUGGCAACUGUUGGUGGAUUAUUGGCCACUAUUAUUUGGUCUUAUGGCAUCGGCAUCCACCACAAUUAUGAGUUCUCCUUUGACUCAAUGUACGCCACGGGCUCGCUGAUCUACAUAAGUUCCUUUGUCCGGGUCUUGCCCUAUAUAGUUGGCUCUAUGGCCGCCUGGUGUCUUGUGGAGCGUCGUCUGCAAUACGAAUUGAGUGAUCUGCAGGAACGUGGUCUUUGGCAUUUUUGUCUGCUCGCCUUCAUCGUCUGUAUCUAUUCGACUGUCAAGCGUGAUUUGGGUUAUCUGAUAACAAUCUCUUUGUUUGUCCUUGGAAGAGUGAUAUUUUCGCUAUGCGUUUGUUGGAUGAUUGCGGGAAGCGCCAGAGGUCGUGGUGUCUGGUGGUCACGCCUCUUGGAGGCUCCCAUAUUUCAGCACAUCAAUCGGCUAUCUUAUGCCAUUUAUCUGCUUAAUCCUUUGGUAAUUUCAUUUGUCUAUAGCCUCACAACUUCAAGUACUCAUGUGGAUCCUUUAAUGCUGGGUGUUGUCACUUGUGGCUUUGCUAUGAUUGUCUACCUGUUGUCCAUUGUGUACUCAAUGGCAUUUGAGGUGCCUUACAGCAAUUUGUCCAGUUUGUUAUUGAGGCGCAAUUGUAAACCAAAAACUACGUAACUUGUGAUCAAGUGUUCUGUGAACAUUGCUUUAUAACAAGCCUAGUGCAUUUAGUUUAUUGUUAAAUAUGUGUAUACUCUCCAAAGCCGGUCUAAUUAAUAGCAAUUAGUUGUAUUAACUUUAACCAAAUAAAAGUCUUGACGAUUUUAAAUUCA
Molecule: messenger RNA, 2651 nt
Organism: Drosophila innubila
Lineage: Eukaryota; Metazoa; Arthropoda; Insecta; Diptera; Drosophilidae
Product: nose resistant to fluoxetine protein 6
Exons: 6
Coding region: 241-2496 (751 amino acids)
Molecular function (GO): acyltransferase activity, transferring groups other than amino-acyl groups
Source: RefSeq, a predicted model, not a curated record